AGGCCGUAACCAAAGACGCCGUUGUGCGGGAGACAGAGGGCAAGUGAAGAGCCGCGUCGCACAAGUGAGCCAUGCUCGCCUCGCCGGCGCUCGCCGGCGCCCACUCCUUCGCGGCGUCCUUGUCCGGAAGCCUCCGCGUCCCCUUACCUUCCGUCCCCGCGCCCUCUCCCACGCCGGCGCGGCGCGCGGCGCUGUCCGUCGUCGCCAAGGUCAAGGUGCCCACGCCCCAGGACGACCGCAUCGCCCGCCAUGUCCGCAUCCGGAAGAAGGUGAAUGGCACCACGGAGAGGCCGAGACUGAGUGUUUUCCGCUCAAACAAGCAUUUGUACGCUCAAGUCAUUGAUGAUACAAAGCAAUGCACUUUAGCUUCAGCUUCAACCAUGCACAAAUCUCUCUCCAAGGAAUUGGAAUACUCCGCUGGACCAACGAUUGAAGUAGCACAAAAGAUUGGUGAAGUGAUUGCCAAGUCUUGCCUGGAGAAAGGAAUUACCAAAGUUGUCUUCGACCGAGGUGGUUUUCUCUACCACGGUCGCAUAAAAGCUCUAGCUGAUGCUGCUAGAGAGCACGGGCUUGAGUUCUGAAUGUUUACCCCAAAUGUUUGUUCAUAUGUCCAUGAUCACAUGUAAUCUUCCCUUUUCACCCCCUGUAUGUUGAACAGAGGUUGUAGUCACCGCCUUGUUCUGCAGAGUGCACACUUGGCCAGACUUGGAUCGCAUCAGAUUUCUUGUACCAAUCUUGCAUUCAAUGAUUCAAAAGCUUCUCUCAACAUGAUAA
Molecule: messenger RNA, 774 nt
Organism: Panicum hallii
Lineage: Eukaryota; Viridiplantae; Streptophyta; Magnoliopsida; Poales; Poaceae
Product: 50S ribosomal protein L18, chloroplastic
Exons: 3
Coding region: 72-581 (169 amino acids)
Biological process (GO): translation
Cellular component (GO): ribosome
Molecular function (GO): 5S rRNA binding; structural constituent of ribosome
Source: RefSeq, a predicted model, not a curated record